GCAGCUGCGCACCCAGCCUGCAGAGUGUCUGUCAGUCCGUCUGUGGUCGGUCAGUAGGUCAGCUUCUCCGCUUCAUCUGCAACAUUUUACUUCCACUAACAACCACCAGCAGUCAUGAGGGAGAUUGUGCACAUCCAGGCCGGCCAGUGCGGGAACCAGAUUGGUGCAAAGUUCUGGGAGGUGAUCAGUGACGAGCACGGCAUCGACCCGACAGGAACCUACCAUGGAGACAGUGACUUACAGCUGGACAGGAUCAGUGUGUACUACAAUGAAGCCACUGGUGGGAAGUAUGUGCCCAGAGCCAUCCUAGUUGACCUGGAGCCAGGCACCAUGGACUCAGUCCGCUCUGGACCCUUUGGGCAAAUCUUCAGACCUGACAACUUUGUCUUUGGUCAAAGUGGAGCAGGAAACAACUGGGCCAAAGGUCACUACACAGAGGGAGCAGAGCUGGUGGACUCAGUCCUGGACGUGGUGAGGAAAGAGGCUGAGAGCUGUGAGUGCCUGCAGGGUUUCCAGCUCACACACUCCCUGGGAGGAGGCACCGGCUCCGGCAUGGGCACCCUGCUCAUCAGCAAGAUCAGAGAGGAGUACCCAGACCGCAUCAUGAACACCUUCAGCGUGGUGCCCUCUCCUAAGGUGUCAGACACAGUGGUUGAGCCGUACAACGCCACGCUGUCGGUCCACCAGCUGGUAGAAAACACAGAUGAGACCUACUGCAUUGACAACGAAGCCCUUUAUGACAUUUGCUUCCGCACUCUCAAACUCACCACGCCCACCUAUGGAGACCUCAACCACCUGGUCUCAGCCACCAUGAGCGGCGUGACCACCUGCCUGCGUUUCCCCGGCCAGCUCAACGCCGACCUGAGGAAACUAGCUGUCAACAUGGUGCCCUUCCCCCGUCUCCACUUCUUCAUGCCCGGCUUUGCCCCUCUGACCAGCCGAGGCAGCCAGCAGUACCGCGCCCUGACGGUGCCCGAGCUCACCCAGCAGGUGUUUGAUGCCAAAAACAUGAUGGCGGCUUGCGACCCCCGUCACGGUCGCUACCUGACGGUGGCUGCCGUGUUCCGUGGCCGCAUGUCCAUGAAGGAGGUGGAUGAACAGAUGCUGAACGUCCAGAACAAGAACAGCAGCUACUUUGUGGAGUGGAUCCCAAACAACGUCAAGACGGCUGUCUGCGACAUCCCGCCACGCGGCCUCAAGAUGGCCGUCACCUUCAUUGGCAACAGCACAGCCAUCCAGGAGCUGUUCAAACGUAUCUCUGAGCAGUUCACCGCCAUGUUCCGCCGCAAGGCCUUCCUCCACUGGUACACCGGCGAGGGCAUGGACGAGAUGGAGUUCACCGAGGCAGAGAGCAACAUGAACGACCUGGUGUCCGAGUACCAGCAGUAUCAGGACGCCACGGCCGAGGAGGAGGGAGAGUUUGAGGAAGAGGUGGAGGAGGAUGCCUAAAAAAAGUAACAAAAAUGAUGUAACAUGAGCUGAAGAGAAACAGUUCAUAACCAAAAUGAAAAAAAAAACUGUAAAAAAAAAAGAAAAAGAAAAAAGAAAAAAUAUUGUGAUAUGAAAUGAAGGAAUGUAGCAGAACAGAUGGAGGGCUGGUUAGAGAAGCAUGAGGGUUUGAAUUGGUUAAAGGAGAGACAAGAAAGAAAGAUGAACGUAGGCAGAGAAGGAGGAACGGGAAGGAAAAUUAUGUGACCAAAUUAAUGUGCCAUGGUUUACAGUUUAAUUGUGACGCCAUGUAGGCUGGUUUUACCAAGACUGGCCUCCCAAAAUCCUUUUAUACAAAGUCCUCGUCUUGUAGCAGAUGUACAAUUCAGAAGCACUUGUCACACUUCACUUUCAUCACAUAGGAUUAUCGCCUACUGUUUUCUGUGUAGUAAAAAAACAAGGAAGAAUUCAUUAGUAAUCGGCUUUAUACUGUAUAGUUAAUUCUACUAUAAAUGUCAUGUUAAAUGGUUCAAUUACAGAUUUAAAUCAAAUAUUGCACUUACUUUCAUUCACACUACAUGCAAACAACUUUAUUGUGACAUUACGUCUUGUAUGAGAAAAAAGUAUUUUACAUUAUUUGGAAAAAAUCAUCUCUGUGCUUCUUCAUAGACAGAGAAUAUGAAAUAUGAAAUCAUGCCAUCAUCAGUGUUAACUGAUUUUAUCAGUGUUCAUUCCCUCUGUCAGUAUUCAAGAUCCACUCUCAGAGAUAAAUGUGAAUUGUGGCAGCAGGUGAGACACCUCUGUCAGUAUUAUUAUCCCUCAUCAGGGUCUGUGCUCUAAUUCAUCAACACAGUUUUACUGCUUUUAUCACAUCCUUUUAAAGACUUGGGAUCAGAUAAGAGACAAUGUUGUGGGACAGGAUUUUCUCACUUGAACUGUAACGUUAUUGAUUUUAUUCAGGAAACACAAAAUUGAAAAUAAAUGUCAAAGAUUUAAGAAAGAGUGACAUUUCUAAAAAUGUUAUUUUUUCCCCUGAUGCAACAUGUAUUACAUAAUUUUACAGAUUCUGCAAGUUGUCAAUCAAAGCAAAAGUCUGUUUCAUUAAAUCCCUGACAAACAAAUUAACUUUACUAAGAUAGACUGCCACAGUUUUAAUGUAACUGCAGCAGUAGAAGGAUUUUUCUCAGACGCCAGCCAACGUCGUGAGGAGGAUCACACACUGCAGAAGCCAAGAGCCCAGGUCAGGUCAUGGAAAGCAUGUUAGCCUUAGCUUGAUCUGUUUCCAUAUUUUGAUUUUCACUCUUCGUGCCCAAAAAUGUUUAGUUUUACAGCUCAACUUCUCCUGCGUCUAUAUUUGAUUAUACACCAAGUCGCUUUUAACACUCAAACAAUUAUUACGGCUUCAUGAAACACAUUUCAACAAUUAAACGCCUGAGUGCUUUUACUUUUGGAAGACAAAGUAAAAACACCACUUGGAGGUUUUAUAUUUCAUCUAAUAAAAUGUUUUGUCCUCUGAAGAAGUGCACAAUUUAACAUUCUGCCGAAUGUUUACACUCUGAGCCACGACAGUAUGCAUUCAAAUCACACAGAGGUCAUUUGUGUUCAGUAUUUGAACCUCAACCAUGUUGUCUUUACUGUAUGUCUGUGAAUGUCUCUGUGUGCUUUACUGUUUGUUAGCACCUUUUUUAAUUCCUGUGCAGCAGUUUCAUUUGGGAUUCCACUGACUGUGAAACUUUUGGGAGAAAUAAAAAGGCAUUUUAAGAAGAAAAAA
Lates calcarifer (barramundi perch) is the source of this 3199-nucleotide messenger RNA. RefSeq names its product tubulin beta chain. Gene Ontology annotation, molecular function: GTP binding; GTPase activity; structural constituent of cytoskeleton. Gene Ontology annotation, biological process: mitotic cell cycle; microtubule cytoskeleton organization. Gene Ontology annotation, cellular component: microtubule; cytoplasm. The record is from RefSeq and is a predicted model, not a curated record. The coding region runs from base 115 to 1449 and encodes 444 amino acids. The transcript is spliced from 5 exons. NCBI's taxonomy places the organism in Eukaryota, Metazoa, Chordata, Actinopteri, Centropomidae.